UGUGUGUGUGUGUGUGUGUGUGUGGAGCUGGAUGGAGCUGGAGUGGGCUGGGAUCUGCCCGUCAGCCAUGUUGGAAUGAGAGGGAAUGAGAAGCUGGAAUGAGAGAGGAUCGACUGGAGAAGACGGGAAAAGCGGCUUCUGGAAGAUCACCACAGACGAUCACACAAUAAACGAACAUUUCCAGAGUUUCAUUUCACACAGACUAUGACAGACACCUAGCGCACAGUAAAGGCAUGGCGACGGCAUACCUGGAGCCCAACUCCAACCACACCCUGCUUGGCGGGGCCAAGGCUCGUCUCAGCGCGGGGACAGAGCGCGCCCCCGGGGCCCCGGACAGAGUCCUGAAGGUCUUCCAUCACUUUGAGAACAACAGCGAGCAGAGCACGUGGUCCAGCAACAUCCGGCACGGAGACGCCACUGACGUCAGGGGAAUCAUUCAGAAGAUCGUGGACAAUCACAAGGUCAAACACGUGGCUUGUUUCGGUCUUCGUCUCACUCACGUACCGUCGGGCGACAUCCACUGGCUCCACCCGGAUCUGGGCGUGUCCCACGUGAGGGAGAGAUACGAGCAGAACCGCCCACAGGACGAAUGGAGGUAUGAGCUGAGGAUCCGUUACCUGCCCAAGGGCUUCCUCAAGCAGUUCACUGAAGACAAACCCACUCUCAACUAUUUUUAUCAGCAGGUGAAGAAUGGCUACAUGCUGGAGACUGCGGAUCAGGUGGACCAGGAGAUCGCGCUGAAGCUGGGGUGUCUCGAGAUCAGGAGAUUCUACAGAGAGAUGAGAGGAAACGCUCUGGAUAAAAAAUCCAACUAUGAACUGCUAGAAAAGGACGUUGGACUACGACGGUUCUUCCCCAAAAGUUUGUUGGAAUCGGUUAAGGCCAAAACCCUGAGGAAACAGAUCCAGCAAACGUUCAAGCAGUUCGCCAACCUGAACGAGGAGCAGAGCAUACACAAGUUCUUCGAGAUCCUGGCGCCCGUCUACAGAUUCGACAAAGAGUGCUUCGGCUGUGCUCUGGGGUCGAGUUGGGUCAUAUCAGUGGAUCUCGCUAUCGGUCCAGAGGAGGGAAUCAGUUACCUGACAGACAAGGGCUCCACGCCGACACAUCUGGCUAACUUCACCCAGGUGCAGAGCAUCCAUUACUCCUGCGUGGAGGAGAAGGAGAGGAAGGGUGUCCUACAGCUGGACGUGGCAGGAGCCGCUGAGCCUCUCACGAUCAGCACGCCGUCCCUCGCCGUGGCUGAGAACAUGGCUGACCUCAUCGAUGGAUACUGUCGCCUGCUCAGCGGCGUCAGCACGUCCUUCAUCGUCCGAGCGCACAAAGAGGGAGAAAGAGCUCUUCCAUCCAUUCCAAAACUGGCCAACAGUGAGAAGCGGCUGGAGGGGGUCCGGCCAGGAGUUCGGACCAUCUCUGUUUCAGAAGAUCUAAGCGGAGAUGAAACAGACGACUAUGCAGAGAUCAUAGAUGAGGAGGACACCUACACCAUGCCCUCUACCCAAUGCUUUGGAUUAUACACAGCUCAGGACUAUGAGAUCCAGCGGGACAGAAUCGAGUUGGGACGGUGUAUCGGCGAGGGCCAGUUUGGUGACGUCCAUCAAGGGGUUUACAUGAGUCCGGAGAACCCUUCGUUAUCUGUGGCCAUCAAGACGUGUAAGAACUGCACCUCAGACAGCGUGCGCGAGAAGUUCCUGCAGGAAGCUCUGACGAUGCGGCAGUUCGACCAUCCGCACAUCGUGAAGUUGAUCGGAAUCAUCACUGAAAAUCCCGUCUGGAUCAUCAUGGAGCUGUGCACGCUUGGAGAGCUGAGGUCGUUCUUGCAAAUAAGGAAGUACAACCUGGAGCUGUCCGUGCUGAUUCUGUUCUCCUAUCAGCUGUGCACAGCGCUGGCGUACCUGGAGAGCAAACGCUUCGUGCACAGGGACAUCGCUGCCAGGAACGUGCUGGUGUCUUCCACAGACUGUGUGAAGCUCGGUGACUUCGGUCUCUCCAGAUACAUGGAGGACUGCUCCUAUUAUAAAGCUUCUAAAGGAAAACUUCCGAUCAAAUGGAUGGCUCCUGAAUCCAUAAACUUCCGUCGGUUCACCUCGGCCAGCGACGUCUGGAUGUUCGGUGUGUGUAUGUGGGAGAUCCUCAUGUUGGGCAUCAAGCCCUUCCAGGGUGUGAAGAAUAACGACGUGAUCGGGCGGAUAGAGAACGGCGAGAGGUUAGCGAUGCCCCAGAACUGCCCUCCGACGCUCUACAGUCUGAUGACCAAGUGCUGGGCGUACGACCCCAGCAAACGGCCGCGCUUCACCGAGCUCAAGACGCAGCUCAGCACUAUCCUGGACGAGGAGAAGGCCCAGCAGGAGGAGCGUUUCCGUAUGGAGAUGAGGAGACAGGUCACCGUGUCCUGGGACGCCGGCAGCUCAGACGAGGCUCCUCCGAAGCCCAGCAGACCUGGUUACCCGAGUCCUCGAUCCAGCGAUGGAUAUUUCCCUAGUCCUCAACACAAUCACUACCAGGGGUCUGGAUAUCCCGGAGCAGGACUCCCUCCGCAGGCGUCUGUCCUCGACCCACAUGAAGCAUGGAACCAUCACAGACAGGAGGUGCCCGUGUGGUCCCCAAACAUGGAGGAUGGGGGCGCUCUGGGGCGGAGUCACCUGAUGGAGGAGACGCUCAUCAAACAGCAGCAGCAGAUGGAGGAGGACCAGAGAUGGCUGGAGCAGGAGGAGAGCUUCCUGAAGCCGGAGUCGAGGAACUCGAGGGGCAGCAUCGACCGCGAGGACAGCGCUCUCCAAGCCCCGAUGGGGAAGCAGCACAUUUAUCAGCCCGUGGGUAAAGCAGAACAUGUGGCUCCUCCGAAGAAGCCGCCGCGUCCCGGCGCUCCGAGUCACCUGACCAACCUGAACCCCGCGGACAGCUACAACGAGGGGGUCAAGAUCCAGCCUCAGGAGAUCAGUCCUCCUCCCACAGCAAACCUGGACCGCUCCAGUGAUAAGGUGUAUGAGAACGUGACGGGGCUGGUGAGGGCCGUGAUCGAGAUGUCCAGCCGCAUCCAGCCCGCGCCGCCCGAGGAGUACGUGCCCAUGGUGAAGGAUGUUGGACUGGCGCUCAGGACUUUACUAGCGACGGUGGACGAGACCAUCCCGGUGUUACCGGCCAGCACUCACAGAGAGAUCGAGAUGGCUCAGAAGCUGCUGAACUCAGACGUGGCGGAGCUCAUCAGUAAGAUGCGUCUGGCGCAGCAGUACGUCUUGACCAGUCUGCAGCAGGACUACAAGAAGCAGAUGCUGACCGCGGCUCACGCGCUCGCCGUCGACGCCAAGAACCUGCUGGACGUCAUCGACCAGGCUCGGCUGAAGAUGCUGGACCAUCAGCCGGACCUUCAACACAGCUCACCUUACACAAACACACCUUCAUAAGACAAGAGCAGACGAAGAGCUUUAUAUCCGCUCGCAGCAGCAUGCUUUCUCUUCUAUCCAGAGAUGAACUUUCUCAGCGCUGGAGAAUCUGCAGCUGGAAACAAAUCCAAAGGUUUCUCGACAUCACUGAUGACUUUAUAGACUUCGGAGGUCAAGGUGCUUUAACAACAUCCUCCGAGAAACUCAAACCAAACCAGAGUCAUGUUUAACAGAUCGUUUUUAAGGAAUCACAGCUAUUGUAUGAAACCGAGGGAAAUCCCAGUGCCAAUAUAGACACAUAUCUGAGCACACACUGAUCACUCUUAUAAUCGAAGCUGCCUUCUGAAUUCAUCUGAAGAGACGUAAUUCUGUAACUCAUGUCAUGUUGUUUUUUUUUUUUUACCACACGCUAGGGACUAGAAUGAAUUCUGUGUACAGAACAAUCGUGAAAUCUGUUUUGUCAUUGAUAUAAAUAAAUUAUUCUCAGGAAGAAGCAACUGUACAGAUCUUUUAACAAAUAAAAUGUUAUCUUUA
Messenger RNA from Carassius gibelio (silver crucian carp), 3917 nucleotides. RefSeq names its product focal adhesion kinase 1. Gene Ontology annotation, molecular function: ATP binding; protein tyrosine kinase activity. Gene Ontology annotation, cellular component: cytoskeleton; focal adhesion. Gene Ontology annotation, biological process: protein phosphorylation; signal complex assembly. The transcript has 34 exons. The record is from RefSeq and is a predicted model, not a curated record. NCBI's taxonomy places the organism in Eukaryota, Metazoa, Chordata, Actinopteri, Cypriniformes, Cyprinidae. The coding region runs from base 234 to 3404 and encodes 1056 amino acids.